GCGGCUCGGCCGGGGCGCUCGGCGUGCGGCGGCUCCCGCGGUGGGUGCGCGCGCUGCCGCGGCGGUCCGAGCGCGCGCGCGGGGCCCGGCCUCCUGCGGCGGCUGUGCUGGGAGCGACCGAGCGCCUGGCCCGGUGACCCCCGCCGCGUCACUGCUUGCGAGACGAACAUCGCAGGCCGAGGGUCCCUUACCUGAAACGCUGGGCCAGAGGCGUUCCGGGGCUUGCAGGUUUCAGAUGGUGGAGUAUUUGCACCGAUUUGCCGGAAGAGCUUCGCUAAUUUGGAAAUCCAGCAUCCGACGGUGCUCAAGGGGAAAAAAAGCAAGAUUGCGGAGUUUUGGAUUUUGGGAACAAGAGCAUUCAGAUGGCAGAUAACAGUUUUUCAGAUGGUGUUCCUGCAGAUUCUGGGGAAGCUGCUAAGAAUGCAGGUAGCACAGGUCAAUUGGCAGCUGGUGAAACACAGUUGGAGGGCUCCCCUGCAGAAAAGCUUACAGAUCAGGUGAUGCAGAACCCACAGGUCCUGGCAGCUCUGCAGGAACGACUUGACAAUGUUUCUCACACUCCUUCCAGCUACAUCGAAACUUUACCCAGAGCAGUCAAGAGGAGAAUCAAUGCGCUGAAGCAACUCCAGGUGCGGUGUGCGCACAUAGAGGCCAAGUUCUACGAGGAGGUGCACGACCUGGAGAGGAAGUACGCAGCCCUGUACCAGCCGCUGUUUGACAAGAGGAGGGAGUUCAUCACUGGCGACGUGGAGCCCACAGACGCAGAGUCAGAGUGGCACAGUGAAAACGAAGAGGAGGACAAGCUCGCUGGAGACAUGAAAAAUAAAGUGGUCAUAGCUGAGAAAGCAGCGGCAGGAGAGCCAGAUCCCAGAGGCAUCCCGGAGUUCUGGUUCACCAUCUUCAGAAACGUGGACAUGCUCAGCGAGCUGGUGCAGGAAUAUGAUGAACCAAUCUUGAAACACCUGCAGGACAUUAAGGUGAAGUUUUCAGACCCUGGCCAGCCUAUGUCUUUUGUGUUAGAGUUCCACUUUGAGCCCAACGACUACUUCACCAACCCAGUCCUGACGAAAACGUACAAGAUGAAGUCGGAGCCCGACAAGGCCGACCCCUUUUCCUUCGAAGGUCCUGAAAUAGUGGACUGCGAUGGGUGCACCAUCGACUGGAAGAAAGGAAGAAACGUCACGGUCAAGACCAUCAAGAAGAAGCAGAAGCACAAGGGGCGGGGCACCGUCAGGACCAUCACUAAGCAAGUCCCCAAUGAGUCAUUUUUCAACUUCUUCAACCCUCUGAAAGCCUCGGGGGAUGGAGAAUCACUGGAUGAAGAUUCCGAGUUCACGUUAGCCUCCGACUUUGAGAUUGGACACUUCUUCCGUGAGCGGAUAGUGCCCCGGGCUGUGCUCUACUUCACUGGGGAGGCCAUCGAGGAUGACGACAAUUUUGAAGAAGGCGAGGAAGGAGAGGAAGAGGAAUUGGAAGGUGACGAGGAGGGAGAAGACGAGGACGAUGCCGAGGUUAACCCCAAGGUGUAAUUUUUCUCUGUUAAUCAUUCAUACGUUCCUAGAAAGAACCCAGCCAGCCGGCAGAGUGCAAGCAGCAGUGAGAGACUGCGCGGGUGGCGCCCAUGGACGCUGUCAGGACAGGCCUGGUCCUGCUGCAGCACGUGGACAGUGCUCACAACAUCUAACGCGCUUUCAAGUGCAUGACUCUUGACUUUUCCUUUUUCCUCCUUAUUUUGCUUAACUUGUAUGGUGGCAACAGGACGCACUUCCAGAACCCGAGGUUUGGCUCUGUCACCUGUGGCCCUGUGCUUUGCUAGGCCUGCCCUGUGGGCCGCAGACCAUGAGGGUGG
Messenger RNA from Sciurus carolinensis (gray squirrel), 1849 nucleotides. RefSeq names its product nucleosome assembly protein 1 like 4 (gene Nap1l4). Bases 363 to 1529 code for a protein of 388 amino acids. Gene Ontology annotation, cellular component: chromatin; nucleus. Gene Ontology annotation, molecular function: chromatin binding; histone binding. The transcript is spliced from 16 exons. Gene Ontology annotation, biological process: nucleosome assembly. The record is from RefSeq and is a predicted model, not a curated record. NCBI's taxonomy places the organism in Eukaryota, Metazoa, Chordata, Mammalia, Rodentia, Sciuridae.